Naegleria gruberi is the source of this 483-nucleotide messenger RNA. RefSeq lists its product as uncharacterized. The coding region runs from base 1 to 483 and encodes 160 amino acids. NCBI's taxonomy places the organism in Eukaryota, Heterolobosea, Eutetramitea, Acrasida, Naegleriidae. The record is from RefSeq and is a predicted model, not a curated record. The transcript has a single exon.
AUGAUGAAACAACAACUCGGAAUAUUUUUACUGGCCACUUGCCUGAUGAUCUUGUUAUUAUCCAGCCAAGUAUUUUCAUUAUCGGAAAAAGUAAAUAGACAACAAUUAGAGAAGGAAUUUGCAGCAGCAUUUGAAAAGAAUGAACGUCAUAUGAGAGAGAACAAAAUUCACAAAAUGGAAAAAUCGGAAAGAUUCAUCUCAACUCCUACAAAUCAUUUUGUUAUAAAAACAAAAACAGAUUCAACAGAAGCCGAUGAUUUGAUUAAGAGAAUUGCUGAAGAAUUUUCUCUUGUUCAAGUUCGUAAAAUUCCAGGACCUAAUUUCACAGCUCACAUUUUAAGAAAGACUCUCCAAUCAUCAGAUAACGAACGAUCUGUCAGAGCUGCUCUUGACACCCAAGCUAUGAGUAACAUUGUAAAGAAAUAUUCAACACAAAUUUUGGAUUUCUACAAUGAAAAGAAGAAUAACUAUUCUAAACGUUAA